Molecule: messenger RNA, 781 nt
Organism: Spodoptera exigua (beet armyworm)
Lineage: Eukaryota; Metazoa; Arthropoda; Insecta; Lepidoptera; Noctuidae
Source: the annotation of a GenBank genome assembly
AUGCCUGAAACCGUACAAGUAUGUUAUAACACCGACCCACUCCGCUUCACUCAAGGUGCAACUACAAAACCAAUUUGCAUUUGGAAAAACAAAGAAAGAAGCUUCAGAAGCGAGUUCUCAGAAAAUCUCAAAGCUUGCAGGAGUAGAUCGGAGCGGAGCGGACGGCGGGAGGGCGCGGGCCAGGCCAGGCCGGGAGGGGAAGGCAGGGUGCGUCGCAUCAACAGCGCGUGCCCACUGCGCGCAGGGACGGGCUGUCGACGCCUCGCUUGUCGCAACGCACACCGGAACUCCAACAACGCACUACAACAAAACAAGACGUUCACAUUGAUUGAACCGAGAGCGGGGGCGAGUCGCCGGCGCACGCGCGGUGCGGCGGCGACUCGCCCCGCGCGGCGCGGCGGCGCGUGGCGGGACGGCGCGGCGGGACGGCGCGGCGCGGCACUGGCUGUGUGUCGCGGGACUGUGGCGAGUGCCGGAGCUAGCGCUACAGCGUGGCGACAGGCAUCGUGUGCAAGCGAACAAACCAAACACUACUUCAUCGACAGCAUUACAAAACUUUACAUCGGCUCUCUCCAGAUCUAGUCUCGUUAGAAAGGAUUAAAAAGCUCAACGGUAUCUCGAGUAAAAUUUACGAAAAAAGGCAUGUAGUAGUGCGUCGGUCGACCGCGCGCCUGUCUCUCUAGUUCGGGGAGAGGGGCGCGGCCGCCGGGAGCUAACUCUUCGAGCAUGCGCCACGGCACCGAGAGACCGAUUCUAGUGAAGGAUUAAUAAAUUUCAUUAG